This is a messenger RNA of Patella vulgata (common limpet), 2014 nucleotides long. RefSeq names its product peptidylprolyl isomerase domain and WD repeat-containing protein 1. The transcript is spliced from 17 exons. NCBI's taxonomy places the organism in Eukaryota, Metazoa, Mollusca, Gastropoda, Patellidae. The record is from RefSeq and is a predicted model, not a curated record. Gene Ontology annotation, biological process: protein peptidyl-prolyl isomerization. Gene Ontology annotation, molecular function: peptidyl-prolyl cis-trans isomerase activity; protein binding. The coding region runs from base 52 to 1905 and encodes 617 amino acids.
AUAGAGAUGUCAAUGGUAGUCUGGAUAAUCAGAAUUUGAAAGUCUUACAACAUGGCGGAAACUACAAAACGAAAAGCGGACGAUGAAGCAACAAAUGAAGAUGAAGUCUGUAUCGGCCCGAUGCCAGACGAGGCAGUCAAACAGAAGAAACGUAAAGUUUUAGAGUACGAACAAGUUUAUCUGGAUAAUAUGCCGAAUGCUGAGUAUUAUGAACUAAGUUAUAUGCACAGAGAGGCUGUUACACAUGUUGCAUGUGCCAAAAAUGGUUUUAUUAUCACCACUAGUAAUGAUGGCCAUGUUAAAUUCUGGAAGAAAAAUGAAGAAGAAGGAAUAGAAUUUGUGAAGCAUUUUAGAAGUCAUUUAGGGGCCAUUGUUGAUAUGAAUUUAAGUGUUAAUGGAGAAUAUUGUUGUACAGUAGCAGAUGAUAAAACAGCUAAAGUAUUUGAUGUGGUUAAUUUUGAUAUGAUCAACAUGUUAAAAUUAGGUUAUCAGCCUAAAGCUUGUGCUUGGAUUUUUGCUGCUGGUGAUGCUAUAGCUGCAAUGGCUGUAUCUGAAGAUGGUACCAAUAAUAUACAUGUAUAUGAUGGUACAGGUACCAGUACUCCUCUACAUACAGUAGAUAAAUUACAUUAUAAACCUGUUACACAUAUAAAGUAUAAUCCUGUAUAUGAAGCAGUGGUGUCAUUAGAUUCUGGUGGUAUGUUAGAAGUAUGGACAGGACCUAAAUAUGAUUAUAAUUUCCCUAAAACUCUGAACUGGCAGUAUAAAACAGAUACAGAUUUAUAUGAUUUUAUGAAGUGUAAAUCAUUACCAACUAGUGUAUCAUUUUCACCUGAUGGCAAAUUAAUGGCUACCAUAGCAACAGAUAAAAAGGUGAGAAUUUUUAGAUUUGCUACAGGUAAACUGACCAAGGUACUUGAUGAAACUAUAAAACAGUAUAAUGAAGUUCAAGAAAUGAAACAAGUUUUACCAAGUAUGGAGUUUGCACGACGUUUAGCUGUUGAAAAAGAGUUUGAGAAAUCAGAAUCAUUUUCAUUAUCGAAUAUUAUUUUUGAUGAAAGUGGUAAUUUUAUUUUAUAUGCUACAAUGUUAGGAAUAAAAGUUAUAAAUCUGUACACAAACCAAUGUGUGAGGUUUAUUGGUAAACCAGAGAAUAUACGAUUUGUCCAGUUAGCCAUGUUUCAAGGUACAGGUAAAAAGGCUAAAGCAGCGGUAGAUGUGGAUAUGGUGGCCGCAGAUAAUCCGUUGUUACAGAACACAACAAAUGAUCCUAUUAUCUUUACUACAGCUCAUAAAAAGAACAGAUUUUACAUGUUUUCUAGACGAGAAGCUUCUGAUUCAAGAAGUGUGUGUAAUGAAAGAGAUAUAUUCAAUGAGAAACCGUCUAAAGAAGAAAUUGUGGCUGCUACACAGGAUGUGGCAUAUACAAGUAUAUCAGAUCACUGUAUUUUACAUACAACGAUGGGUGAUAUUCAUAUUAAACUCUUUCAUAAGGAGUGUCCAAAGACAGUAGAGAAUUUCUGUGUACAUAGUAGAAAUAGUUAUUUUAAUAAUCAUGUCUUUCAUCGUGUUAUAAAAGGUUUUAUGAUACAAACGGGUGAUCCUGCAGGUAAUGGUACAGGAGGAGAAUCUAUCUGGGGUGGAGAAUUUGAAGAUGAAUUUCAUCCAACGUUACGACACGAUCGACCAUAUACAUGUAGUAUGGCUAAUGCUGGACCAAAUACAAAUGGUUCUCAAUUCUUUAUUACACUUGUACCCACACCGUGGUUAGAUAAUAAACAUACUGUAUUUGGUAGAGUUAUAAAAGGAAUGGAAGUUAUUCAGAAUAUUGGAAACGUAAAAACGAAUGCUAAAACAGAUAAACCUUAUGAUGAUAUUAGAAUUAUUAAUGUUUCUGUUAAAUAAUCUCUUCUGGAAAUGUUUUUAAUAUUUGUAGAAAUGUAAAUAAUUCAUCUAUACUUGUAUAUAGGAAAGAUUCAUUCAUGUACAUAAACAUUAAAAUCAUAUCAAUUGA